AUGGUGGCAGGUACGGCAACAGGCUCGGCAGCAGGUACGGCAGCAGGUACAGCAGCAGCUUCUAUGCCAGCCAGACCCCUCAGCGACUAUAUCUCCCCCCUCCACUCCUUCUCCCCUCAACCUACCACACCACGACUUCCCUUCCCUCUCACUGGCCACUCUUCAUCAGCAGGUACCAGAGGUGGCACUGCCGAAUCCACACGCGGUGCUACUGCCGCUCCUGCCGCCGCCGCCGCCACUGGUGGUGGUGAUGGUGGUGGUGACGCGGCUGAAACUGUUGCUGCUGGUGCUUCAGGUGAUAGUGCAGGAAGCGCAUGCAACGAUUUCUGUGGCUGUGCCCCUGUUGCUGCCGCGAUUCCCUUGCUCUCCGCUCCUCCUGCUGCUGCUGCGUCCUCUGCUGUGCCUUUCUCUUCCACUCCUGGUGCUAUUUUCCCCUCGCGUGCACCCAAUGCAGCAUCAGCACGAGACUCUCCUCCCUCUUCUCCCUCUUCUUCUCCUCUUGCCUCAUCCUCCUCCGCUCCCCCUGCUGCUGCUGCUGCUGCUAGUGGCAGUUCUGGAGCUUCUGUCGGCAGAGGCCCAUUCUCUGUCUGGUCCUUGAGAACUCCCAAAGGGAGGAGUGGAGUGGCUUUUGCGGUGCCUCAAAAAGGGGGUGUGGAGUGGGCUGGGCUGUGGGGUCACUCACGUCUAACAGCAGUGAGCAGUGGUGCAGUGGGGGGGGGGGUUGUGGGAGAAGGAGCUGUGGUGUGGGUGUUGGCAUGGGCGUGGGAGGCAGGAGUGUGUGGUGGUGGUGGUGGUGGUGGUGGUGGUGGUGGUGGUGGUGGUGGUGGUGGUGGUGGUGGUGGUGGUGGUGGUGGUGGUGGUGGUGGUGGUGGUGGUGGUGGUGGUGGUGGUGGUGGGUGCGAGAGUGGGUGUGGUGCAUGCAUGUUACCACAUGUGACAUGA
Messenger RNA from Closterium sp. NIES-65, 942 nucleotides. NCBI's taxonomy places the organism in Eukaryota, Viridiplantae, Streptophyta, Zygnematophyceae, Desmidiales, Closteriaceae. The record is from the annotation of a GenBank genome assembly.